UCGCAGACAUGUUGCGUGUACAUCUCGCGUAAAUCUGAUUCAUUCUUACACGGAUUCUGCGAGGGUGGUCGUGUGGUGCAUGUAGACACAGCCUGGCACGUAAUUCUGCGGAUUUCUCAACCGUUACCAUGUCUUCAGGCAAGAAGAACAAGAAGAAGAAGGGAGUGACCGUUAACUUGUAUUCAUUCCUGGCCGACGGAAAUGGCCCGGCCCCUAAUAUGCCCAUGAAAUCGUCUAAUUGGGCUGACGAUGUGGAGGACGAUCAUGAAGGAUUUUCAUCGAGGAGCAGCAAAGACCCGGUUAUACUGCCGACCGCUCCAAGGGCUGCACGAGGACCAGGGAUAGAUGAGGAAAAUAUCCCUACAAGUCCUCCUUAUGUAGCCUACAUAAGCAAUCUGCCGUACGAUGUAGAUGAAGCUGAUCUGGCAGAUUUCUUUGCGGAAAUGAAGAUUUCAAACAUGCGUUUGCCAAAAGACGCAAAUAAAAUUAAGGGCUACGGUUAUGUCGAAUUUGAAGAUCGCCAGAGUCUCAUUGAUGCUCUUUCAAUGACAAACACGACGAUUAAGACGAGACGAGUAAGAAUUGAAGUCUCGAACAGCAGUAACGAUGAUCGUCGAGGUGGUAGGAUGGGUAGAGACAACCGUAGGGACAAUUAUGAUGAUCCGGAACGCACGUCCGGCGACUGGAGAAGUGGACCGCGUGAGGAAUUGCCGGAGGGAGAUUCGUAUCGUAGUCGAUACGAUAGAUCUGGAUUUGACAGAGAUCGAAGAGAAGAGAGACACGAUUACGAUAACAAGCCAGGUGCAUGGCGCGAGAGAGACAGCAAUGAUAAGGGAUCCGCGUUUAAAGAAAGGGGAUUCAGAGAUGAUAGCAGGGAUAGAGACAGGGACUGGAAUCGUUUUGGUGAUCGAGGGAGAAGCAGAGAGAGAGACGGGGACAGGAGCAGUAGUUUCGGGCCACGUCGCAAUUAUGGCGAUUCUUCUGAUUGGAACCGUGAUCGUCGAGAGCGCCAAGAUCUAGAGCCAAAACCCGAGUCACGGCAAAGACCGAAACUGCAACUGCAGCCUCGCACGAAACCCGUUGAGGCCAUUGUAGGUGGGGAAGAAUCGGCAGUUAAGGACGGCACGACGGAAUCGAAAUCAACGGAAUCGAAAUCAACAGCGGAUUCGGAAUCGACUCAACGGGCGCCAGUGUCCGUGCCGGCGGCCAACAUUUUCGGUGCUGCGAAACCUGUAGAUACCACUGCCCGUGAGCGAGAGAUAGAAGAACGUCUCGCCAAGUCGUACGCGGAAUCACGAUCCCGAGAGGAGUCGGACACUAAGGAACGUAGAGACGGUACUUGGGGUCGACGUAAUGGCGAAGGACGCGACGACAAAGAUAAGGACAAGGACAAAGAUAAAGAACAGGACAAGGAGGAGGACAAGGAGGAGGACAAGGAGAAGGAGAAAGAGAAAGAGAAGGAGAAGGAGAAGGAGAGGGGGCGACCAGCUUGGCGAUCAGAAGAAGAUAGAGGUACUCGGCUUGAAAGAUCCGCGCCGAGAUCUCAACCAACUCCUACUCGUUCUGCGGAGGAACAAAGUGGACCCAAAGCAUCACCAGCCUCACGUUCUGGGCCACCGACAUCCAAAGGACCUCAGAAAUCCGCCGAGAAAGAUACUCGUGCGGUGGAAAGAGAUCGCAAAGACAAAGAAAAAGAUGAAAUCAGUAGAAUGCCGAAGGCAAAAGACGAACAAGCUCCAAAUUUUGUAGCUUCCAAUAAAUAUUCAAUGUUGCCGGACGAUGUGGAUCCCGACAACAUCGAUGAAUAGUCUCUGACUCUAAUUUGCAACACACACCUAAAUUGUGCCACAUGCAACACACAAUUAUGCAUUAUCACAAUUUGUUUUACUUCUGCUACUACAUAAAAUCAUCGUAAGUCAGGCGUUGUACUACUUUAUUGGAAUUAUUGUUGAUUUGUAUUUAAUCUCUAUUUUAAUAUUCUCAAUAUAACUAUAUUUCUAUAUCAACUUAUACAUUUACUUUGCAUUUCGGCACGAAGAAUUUUGGCAUUGUUAAUCCGCAAUGUCGCAAAUUUCUCGUGAUUACCGAAUGAUCAAUUGCAUCAAACUUUUUGUAUGUUUCCAAGAAUAAUCACACUGUAUAUGGGGUGUAGCAAUUGGAACUUUAUACAUCAUACUUAAUCUGCUGUACAGUAAUUGUACGAUAUGUGACUCGUUUACAUGUAAUAUAACAAUGCCAAUAUAGAAGGAAAUUAAAAUAAUAAGUAUAUGGGAACACAA
Vollenhovia emeryi is the source of this 2279-nucleotide messenger RNA. RefSeq names its product eukaryotic translation initiation factor 4B-like (gene eIF4B). The record is from RefSeq and is a predicted model, not a curated record. Gene Ontology annotation, molecular function: RNA binding. Bases 129 to 1808 code for a protein of 559 amino acids. The transcript is spliced from 12 exons. Lineage: Eukaryota; Metazoa; Arthropoda; Insecta; Hymenoptera; Formicidae.